UGGAAUAAAUUGUUUGAGUUAAAGCAACAUUUCUUUUCCGAAUGUUGUAAAUAGUUGGCGCCCUUAUUAUUACAGUAGUAACUACGGAGUAUUAUUUGUGAAUUUUUCUUUUCUGGGGUUGAAAUCGGGGUGUUGGAGCCGGUGAGGGUCUGUGUAUUUUCUUUUCUUCAUCCCCCGCUCUCGUCCUUUCAGCCUACAUUUCACUGCAGUGCUUAUACGCUCUCCUAUAAACCAAACUCCCUAAGUCCCAUAUCCAGCCAGCUUCUUUCUCGUCAUCUCAACUUCCAGCAUAGCAGCAAAAGCCCUACUCCUUUGAGUAGGAAGGAGGGCUUGAGCAGUGAAGAGGCAGAAAUUCGAGCAGAUGAAAGAGGAUGGAAGGCACAUUUACCGACAUUCCUCUUAGGAUUUAGUGCCGGACCUGCUGGCAACUCUAAUUGUGGACUGAUUCUUGGCCAGCCUGGUAUCGUGAAUAUUUGACUCUUCAAAGUUCUGGAACUUGAAGAUAUUGGAUACUUAUGUUUGAUAUUUAUGGAUGACCAUACUGAACAGCCACUUCCACCUGGAGUUUCUAUGUCAAAUUCUUCACCGCUUGUGCCAACUUAUAAUCCUGCAGGCCAUUUGCCUCACUCCUUUCAGACAACUGCUAAUUCUCAUUACAGUGCUGGCAAUGGCGAUGGCACUCUUUUCCCUGUUGUUCCUUCUAUUCAACCUUGCUCUGAAACUUUUCGUACCUCUGGACAAGAGUCUUCUGAGGCUAUACUCAAUACAUUACCGUCCAAUUUGGAAUCUGCUAACGGAUUAAAGUUGCAGCCGCAAAGUACUAAUGAUCUUGAGAGUGCUGCUCAGAAUGCUGUUCUGCAUGAACAGGAAAUUGCAGCCCAGAAAGUAAUACAAAGUCAAAGAGAAGCAAGGCCUGCAAGCGGACCUGAGGAUAGUUCAGAUAUUUUCUCAGGUCGACAUGACCGAAAUGCUUUAAAGGAGCAUUUACUCCAAAUGACGGCAGAGCAUCGAGUGCAAAUGGCCUUAAAGCGUGGCAAGGCGACACAGCCUGAGGAAGGUAAUGCGGAAAUUGGAAAUGGAUAUGGUGUGCCAGGUGGAGGUGCUUAUUACAGUGCUUCAACUCCUGAUGUCUCGAUCUACAAGACAAAUACAAUCACUGGUCACAGAACAAAUCAACAUGGUACAGAGCCUAGUGGGAGUUCUGGACAUAAUUCUGUUGGUAAAGAGUUGCCUGAAUACCUCAAGCAGAAGUUGAGGGCUCGAGGUAUUCUGAAGAUUGAUUCAGAAAUAGAGAAGAAUGCCAUAUCAAGCAAUAGCUCAAAGGCACAGUUACCAAAGACAUCAGAUGCCAAUUUGCCUGUGGGAUGGAUUGAAGCUAGGGACCCUGCAAGUGGUGCUUUAUACUAUUAUAAUGGAAGUUCUGGGAAAAGUCAGUGGGAAAGACCUACUGAGGCUCCUGCACUAGUUUCUGGGGGGCAUUCAGUACUUCCUGAAUAUUGGCAGGAGGUUUUUGAUGAAUCAACUGGUCAAAAAUAUUACUAUAACUCAAAGACGAAUGUAUCACAAUGGGAGCAUCCUUCUAAACCACAGCAGGUUCCCAUGCAGCACCAUGAUGGAGUAGUUGCAAGCAAUGCAACCAAUAUAACUUGGGGUGAUCAAGCUUCCACAUCCCAGAAAUGCAUUGAAUGUGGUGGAUGGGGCGUGGACCUUGUACAGUCGUGGGGUUAUUGCAAACACUGCACUAGAGUUCUUAAGCUUCCUCAAAGCCACUAUCUGUCAGCAAAUGUGGAGAGACAACAGCAAACUUCUGGCUAUGCAGGUGCUACGGACGACACUGAGAAAAGGUUUCAGGGACAGAGGUCCAGUUCCAAACCACCAAUUGGUAAAAGUAACAAAAAAGACAAACGGAAACGCAAUGACGAGGAUGACGAGCUGGAUCCCAUGGAUCCAAGCUCUUAUUCCGAUGCUCCUAGGGGUGGUUGGGUUGUAGGUCUCAAAGGAGUGCAGCCACGGGCAGCAGAUACCACUGCAACGGUAUGUUGA
Messenger RNA from Nicotiana attenuata, 2043 nucleotides. RefSeq lists its product as uncharacterized. Gene Ontology annotation, biological process: alternative mRNA splicing, via spliceosome. Gene Ontology annotation, cellular component: nuclear body; cytoplasm. The coding region runs from base 529 to 2043 and encodes 504 amino acids. NCBI's taxonomy places the organism in Eukaryota, Viridiplantae, Streptophyta, Magnoliopsida, Solanales, Solanaceae. Gene Ontology annotation, molecular function: protein binding; ribonucleoprotein complex binding. The transcript is spliced from 14 exons. The record is from RefSeq and is a predicted model, not a curated record.